This is a messenger RNA of Gregarina niphandrodes, 450 nucleotides long. RefSeq lists its product as hypothetical. The record is from RefSeq and is a predicted model, not a curated record. Lineage: Eukaryota; Apicomplexa; Conoidasida; Eugregarinorida; Gregarinidae. The transcript has a single exon. Bases 1 to 450 code for a protein of 149 amino acids.
AUGCCGUCACUUGCUCGAUGGAUGUCUCCAAAGCGUCAGGAUUUAAAUGAAGGAGACAGCCCAGUGAUAUCACCAGCUGCGAGGGGUAAGUAUCAUCAUAAAUAUGGUUCACAUAACACUCUCGGAUCACAUGCCGUAUCACAAACCGUUAUCGAGGAUAAUACCGCCCAAGUUGAUGGGAAAGGAGUUCGUAAUUCCGUCGUUUUCGCAGAGUGUUUAGAAAGCCCCCUGCUCAGAACCAAGGAUUCUCCACUUGGAGAUGGAGGAUCCCAUCAACCAUCCACCAAUACCGGAGAUAAGUGCGUCACCCUACAGCAGGUCGCGAAAUUGAUGACGCACCCCACACUACUCCAAAAGGAAUGGAAGGCUUUCUACUGCAGCGCGAAAACCGGCAAAGGCAUUGACGAAGCUUUUCAGUGGUUAGCCACCACUCUGAGUUUUUCGUCCUAG